GUCCACGAAGGAGAUGAAAGCCAUAUGGUGUCUGACGUAACGUCUUCCUCGCAGUCUCCAUUUUUCAAUAGCGCAUGCUUCAGUGGAUAUUUUAUCAGAUCCCAAAAUGAAUCAGGAAAAAUUGGCAAAACUUCAAGCCCAGGUCCGGAUAGGUGGGAAGGGAUCUGCUCGUAGGAAGAAGAAGGUGGUACACAGAACAGCGACAGCUGAUGACAAAAAACUUCAGAGCUCCCUUAAGAAAUUAGCUGUCAAUAACAUUGCUGGAAUCGAGGAGGUGAAUAUGAUCAAGGACGACGGCACCGUGAUCCACUUCAACAACCCCAAAGUGCAGGCAUCCCUCUCCGCCAACACCUUCGCCAUCACCGGCCACGCUGAGAACAAGCAGCUGACGGAGAUGCUGCCGGGCAUCCUCAGCCAGCUCGGAGCAGACAGCCUCACCAGCCUGCGCAAACUGGCAGAACAGUUCCCCCGCCAAGCUCUUGAUAGUAAGGCUCCCAAGGCUGAAGAUAUUGAAGAAGAGGACGAUGAUGUUCCAGAUCUUGUGGAGAACUUCGACGAGGCGUCCAAGAACGAAGCCAACUGAUACCCUACCCCCCACCCCGACAGCCCCUGUGUGCGUGUACAUGGACUGGACUGAAAUAAAGCAAGCAAGCCACCGUCGCCCCUGUUUAAACUCUAGCUAUCAAGACAUAUCAAACACUAUCCCCACCAACCAGAGACUUUUCUAUAUUUUCUCGACGGCCCAAUGUAGUCCUUGUCAGACUGGCUUGUGCACAUAGAGGUGCCUAACUCCCUUACACUCAGUCAACGGUUCAGUAUUGACACCCAUUCGUCAGUCGUGGUCAGGAUCACAGUGGUCGUUAAAGCUAGUCUUAAGAAUUUUUUUUGUUGUUUGUUUAUGAAACAUAAUAAAAAACUGUUCAACGUUUUAAAGAUGUUUGCUGUGAUAAUUU
This is a messenger RNA of Gadus chalcogrammus (walleye pollock), 953 nucleotides long. It is a transcript of the gene btf3l4, whose product is annotated as basic transcription factor 3-like 4. Bases 107 to 583 code for a protein of 158 amino acids. Lineage: Eukaryota; Metazoa; Chordata; Actinopteri; Gadiformes; Gadidae. The record is from RefSeq and is a predicted model, not a curated record. The transcript is spliced from 6 exons.